CUCCAGAAGUUCCAGCAGAAGGCUCUGAAGCAAACUAAGCAGAAGAAAUCCAAGUCGGCUGAAUUUCUGAUGGUAAAAGAAGAGAGAGCAGCAACAGAAGGCAUUGAAAAUCCAGCUUUUAACAUCAGCAGCACAGAUCUUUCAGCAUAUCAGCCUUCAGAAGAGAAAGUUAUUAGACAUGACAAGCCAGAUAGCACCCUUGCAGCUCACCAACAAAAACUCGGGCUGCAAGCCCAUGCCGAACCAAGAGGAAAUGAAUACAGCAGAAAUUACUUUGACCCGUUGAUGGAUGAGGAAAUAAACCCAAGGCAGUGUGGGAUGGAGGUCAGUGAAGAAGAUCCUGUGAAAUUUGAUGAGCAAAUCCUGUAUGGUAAACUGAUGAAGCUUCUAGAUGAAGAAAACAAGAUGCUGGACUUCCAAGCAGCCCGUGUCGCCAGUGAAGAUUUUCCAGAUUCCGUGAUGCCUGUCAGCUCCAGUAAGGCACGUGACCUUCACAGGGAGCUUGAAGAUGAAGUGAUUCCUUCAUAUAUCGAACAGUUUGAGAGAGAUGUUCGGGAUAACAUAAUUCUGCUUGGCAGCUUUUCACUGGAACAGGUCAGAGUUAAGAACUUUCUUCCCUCUUCCCUUUCUAACUGCUGCAGAGUGGGACGUCAGCAGUUGAAAGCAGAGGAGAAUGAAUGUGAAGAAGAGAUGGUAGCCAGCUUUGGUAACCUUGCAGGUGUGAAUACUGGCUUAAAUGGAGCAGCAGCACCUUGUGGGAAGGUUGACUGCUCCAAGACACCGCAGCCAAUAGAAAUUCACAUCAAAUGCCUGAGAGGAGUCAAAGAUAAGGUCCCUAAAGGCCACUACACCCUCAAAGUUUCUGUUCUCAGCCGCUUAGGUGGUAGCUUGCUGGAGCGGCCCAAACUGAAGGAGCAGCCUCCGGCCAGGACAACGCUGCCUGUUAGUCAUGAUGGAAACUUCUACAACACCGAAAUCUACUUCGGACAAAGUAUCCAGACAGUUCUACCACCUAGAAAAGCUGUGAAGCCAGGCAUGGUCCUCCUCUUUGAACUCUUCCUUCUUCGUGGGACCCGUACUUGGAUUGAUCGAGAAGUGGGAUGGGGAGCUUUUCCCUUGUGUGACAACAAUUUUAAUGCUUUGGAGGGAAAAUUUAAAUGUCCCUUCCUCAGAGGCCAUUACAACUCCAAAAUUGACCGAUUCAAGAAAAUUGAAAAUUUUAUUUCUCAAGACUUGGAUCAUUGGUUAUGCAAUCUCUACUUUCAGAUAAUUAAACUACCACAGGAUUCAGAUAAGCAAAAUAAGUGUGAUAUGCACCUUCAUCUCCCACCUGAACUUCUCAUGUAUUCAAGCGUUGCUGAAAAGAAUGGUGUCUCAGAGAAGGUUGAACAGUCUGGACCACAAGAGGAUUUUUAUCGAGACUGCUGUGGCACCACAGGUGAGCACUGUGGCUCGUUUCGGCCGAAGGAAAGCCAAGGAGGACAUCACACGAUUAACUGGAAUAACCCACCUGACCAAUGUUAUCAAGAAAAAUCAAGUCCUGGGAACAAUGCGAGCCCAGAAGACGGGAAAACAUCUGCAGAGAGCAAUUUUUACUUGGAGGAGUUAGAGAAAUACACUUUUUCUGUGUGCUGCUCUUCUGCUGCUGAAGUGAAACUGUCCAGGCGGGUUGUUGAGCGUUUCCAUUUCGUGGUGUACGCAGCCUUCUCAGAGCUGGGAGCCGCACGCUGGCGCUCCGCGAACUUCUGGCUGCUCAUGCUGCUGGUAGUUUUGCUUUGGUUCGUGAGACUUUACCUGCAUUAUUUAAGCCAAUGGCUCUUCCUUCAGACCAUCUCGGUUCCUGUUACAAAAUUCCAGUUUUUCCCUCACACUGUUGAACUGUGCUACCAGAACUCCUUGCUGCAGACCGGUGAAGAGUUGGUCAUGGUUGUGGUGGGACCCCUAACCUUGAAUGCAGGGCUGCUUCUUAUGGUCCUGAUCAGAUGGGGCUGUCAGCAGCUGUUUGACUCAUUCCCUUCCUUCUUGUCAAAGUUUAUCAUAGCUCUGGGACUCUGGACAGUGCUAAACCCCUUGGCAGUGUUCGUAGUGGAUUCAGUCCUGGGGCGACUUGGGAACAGUGUCGAUAAACCCAUUGCUGAUGCUGCAAAGCUCUACUGGGUCUUUCUAAGAGCAGAGGAGUCAGGGGUUCCUGGUGCCUUAAUCACUGUGAUGCUUUAUACAAUCCUGUUCAUCACCUCAUCGACAGUGUUGUACCUGUACUUUUUAAGGCUACAUAGCGAAGGUUGGCUGUUGGAUGUAUUUCGACGCAUUCAUGGUGAGGAAGACGCAUUCUUCGUUCCAUUGGACUUGGAGAUUUCCAGUCAGGAGCUGAGCUACAUUAUGAAGAGGGCUGAGCAGUGGAGAGGAACCAAUGGUGAAAGACGGAUGGUGGCAGUGUCUGAUUACAUCUGGAAGGACCACGCCAGCACGCCUGGUGUCUCCAGCUGUGGCCUCCAGCACCAGGACCAAAGCCCUGGCUCGGGAGGUAGCACCACCGUUCGCAUCUCUGUCUACACUGUCCACCUCAGCGGCUUCCAGGAGCUCUACAGGCACUUCCUCAGGCUACCUGAUGGGGCUAUCGUUGAGGUAGGUCCAAGCGGACUCCACAGCUGCAGGUGUUGA
Gavia stellata (red-throated loon) is the source of this 2661-nucleotide messenger RNA. RefSeq lists its product as uncharacterized. The annotation marks the transcript as partial. Gene Ontology annotation, cellular component: perinuclear region of cytoplasm. The record is from RefSeq and is a predicted model, not a curated record. Lineage: Eukaryota; Metazoa; Chordata; Aves; Gaviiformes; Gaviidae. The transcript has 16 exons.